AUGCAAAAUAAUGGCAGUGAGAACGUCGCUAUUUUCUGGGACUACGAAAAUUGCCCUGCUCCUAGUAACAUCUCUGGCUAUGAGAUUGUGAAAGGGAUUCGCAGCUUGGCCCAGCUCUAUGGAAGCGUCAAGCUUUUCAAGGCUUACCUUGAAAUUUCGUCACUGGAGUCAGGGUUAUUGACACCACGGUUGCUUACUCUCACUUCAGAAUUACAAUCAUCAGGGGUCUCUUUAAUUCACUGUCCCCACAACGGCCGAAAGGAUGUCGCUGAUAAAAUGAUGUUGGUUGACAUGCUAAGUCAUGCAAUCGACAACCCAGCUCCCACCACAAUCGUUCUAAUUUCCGGGGAUCGCGACUUUGCUUAUGCUAUAUCCGUUCUGAGACUCCGGCGAUACCAUGUUGUUUUAAUUACCCUUGCCAACGCCCACCUAAGCCUAACAUCUCAGGCGUCUGUCUGUCAUGACUGGUCUUCUGAUAUCCUGGGGGUUGCUCAUCCUUCCUCCCCCUCUACUCCUGGGAAAGAAGCAAAGACUUGUCCUCGUUCACCUCCAGUGGUUCGGGGACUAACAAGUGCAAUAAAUCCACCCACGUCGCCACUUGGGUCUAAAUCUCGAAAUAUCCCAAAUAGUCAUGAAAUGAAUGAAGUUGAUAUUGAUCUCACGAAUUAUAUUCUUGACAAGCGCCAGAACAAUUCUAAACAGCAUACCGAGGACGAUUUUCACCGAGGACCGUCUACUGUUCACUUUAUUAGCAGUGAACCUAGUACUCCCUACUUUCGAGGAGGGGUUCAACAACUUUCCCUUCCUUCAGUUAUGUCUACUCCUAGAAUUGAACUUGAAGGCGAGGCUGUCCCGGAUGAUGGUUUAAAAACGCCGGUGGUAACACCAAGAACUCCCAGUCGCAUCCUGGAAAAUUCUUCCCAUCCUCCAAUGAACCCAGAAAUCCUAACCCCGGCCCCUCCCUCACAGGGCACUGUCGGUGGUGCAAAACCAAUUGCACCUAUUCGGCCAGAUCUACCUGAUUUUCUUCGACCUGCUUCAGUAGCUUCAUCCACCACUGCUGUCGUGCCGGUGACAGUACCACCACCCAAAACUGAGGGGUGGCAGGUGAAGAUUGUACCACCACAGUUCAGGACUCUCGUUAAUACCCUUGAGCUUCACCGCUCAAAAGGGUUUCCGCGUCCUUUCCGUUCGGGAAUAGCAUUUGAACUGGCACAGAAAGAUCAUAUGGUCUAUAAGAAGGCUGGAGUGGAGAGAUUUGGGCAAUACGCCACAUUGGCUGAGAAAGAAGGGAUAGUGGCACUUGGGGGGAAAGAGGGAGGAGCUUGGAUUGGCUUGCGCCCUGAGUGGUACGGAGCCAUAACAUUUCUCCGUCGUAAUUCUAUUGACACAGAGGAACCAGCCAUACCACCAGCAUUGCACAACCGAGGGUCCUGUGGAAUCCACGGAGAGGCUCCAAAUUGGCAACAUCUGAUUGAAACACUCUCUUGUUUACAGUCUAUUGUAGGGGAGAGGCUACUGCGUUCGCGUGUGGGGUUGGAACUUGUAUCGCGAAAGGCAACGGUGUACAGGGAUGCAGGAGUCAAAAGCUUUGCUGAGUAUGUCUCAUUAGCCCAGACGAAGGGCAUCGUACAUCUCGGAGGUAUAGAUGGUCAUGCCUGGAUAAGGCUUGACCCCUGUUAUGCACAAGCCAAAUGA
This is a messenger RNA of Laccaria bicolor S238N-H82, 1698 nucleotides long. RefSeq lists its product as uncharacterized. NCBI's taxonomy places the organism in Eukaryota, Fungi, Basidiomycota, Agaricomycetes, Agaricales, Hydnangiaceae. Gene Ontology annotation, biological process: post-transcriptional gene silencing. The coding region runs from base 1 to 1698 and encodes 565 amino acids. The transcript has 4 exons. Gene Ontology annotation, molecular function: mRNA base-pairing post-transcriptional repressor activity; RNA nuclease activity; CCR4-NOT complex binding. The record is from RefSeq and is a predicted model, not a curated record. Gene Ontology annotation, cellular component: cytoplasm; peroxisome.